This is a messenger RNA of Pelodiscus sinensis (Chinese soft-shelled turtle), 1371 nucleotides long. NCBI's taxonomy places the organism in Eukaryota, Metazoa, Chordata, Testudines, Trionychidae. The record is from RefSeq and is a predicted model, not a curated record.
AUGGGUGUUCUCGGGAUUUCGAGAUCCCGUGGGAAGCUUCUGGAUGUUGAUUCCCCCCCCGCAUGGUUCCCCUUCCCUUUCCAGAAGAACACCAGGGAAGUGGUGGCCAUCAAGUGUGUGAACAAGAAGAGCCUGAACCGGGCAUCGGUGGAGAACUUGCUGACUGAGAUCGAGAUCCUCAAGACCAUCCGCCACCCACAUGUUGUGGAGCUGAAGGACUUCCAGUGGGACAGUGACAACAUUUACCUCAUCAUGGAGUUCUGCGCUGGGGGGGACCUUUCCCGUUUCAUCCGGAUGCGGAAGAUACUCCCAGAGAAGGUGGCGCGGCUCUUUCUGCAGCAGCUGGCCUGGGCCCUGAAGUUCCUCCACGACAGAAAAAUCUCCCACCUGGACCUGAAGCCUCAGAACAUUCUCCUCAGCUCCCUGGAAAAUCCUCAUCUCAAGCUGGCAGACUUUGGCUUUGCGCAGUACAUGUCUCCGUGGGACGAGAAGCACGUGCUCCGAGGAUCCCCGCUCUACAUGGCCCCCGAGAUGGUGUGCAGCCGGCAGUAUGAUGCCCGCGUAGACCUGUGGUCCACAGGAGUCAUUCUCUAUGAGGCGCUGUUCGGGAGGCCGCCAUUUUUCUCCAAAUCAUUUGCUGAGCUGGAGGAGAAAAUCCGCAGCAACCGCGUGAUCGAGCUGCCCAGCCGGCCCCGGCUUUCCCAGGAGUGCCGGGAUCUCUUGCAGCGCCUCCUGGAGAGGGACCCGCAGCAGCGCAUCUCCUUCGAGGAGUUCUUCGCCCACCCCUUCGUGGACAUGGAGCACAUGCCCAGCUCCGAGAGCCUGAGCAAAGCGACCGCCCUGGUCGUGGAAGCUGUAAAGAAGGAUCAGCAGGCAGACCCCGCGGCGGCCCUCUCGCUCUACUGCAAGGCCCUGGAGUAUUUUGUCCCUGCCCUACACUAUGAAACUGAUGCGCGGAGGAAGGAAGCGAUCAGGUCAAAGGUGGGUCAGUACAUCUCGCGAGCGGAGGAGCUCAAGGCCCUGGUGACGUCCAACAACAAGACCCUCCUGCAACAGGGCAGCCCCACCCGGAACAUCCUCCGAGAGAUGGCCAGGGACAAACCCCGCCUGUAUGCCGCGCUGGAGGUGGCCUCGGCAGCCAUCGCAAAGGAGGAGGAGGGCAAGGAUGACUCGGACACGCUUGAUCUCUACCAGCAGAGCCUGGGCGAGCUGCUGCUUAUGUUAGCUGAGCCCGUGGGCCGGAGGCGGGAGCUGCUUCACGCCGAGAUCCAGACUCUUAUGGGCCGGGCGGAGUAUCUGAAAGAGCAGAUCAAGGUACAGGGGGACUGGGGGUGGGUGGAUUCAGCGUGUGGGGUGAGGGCCGGGGUGUAA